Molecule: messenger RNA, 1824 nt
Organism: Eurytemora carolleeae
Lineage: Eukaryota; Metazoa; Arthropoda; Copepoda; Calanoida; Temoridae
Product: prestalk protein
Exons: 4
Coding region: 1174-1824 (216 amino acids)
Source: RefSeq, a predicted model, not a curated record
AUAAAAUUGGAAGAUAAUGAAACGGUUUACAUCAAAGAAGAAAAUCCUGCAGGUCCUACUUUAGAAGAUAUGUACAGGAAGAGGACAUCAAGAUUAAUAGAAAUAAAAAGAGAAAACGUGAAUGACGGAUUUUGUCCUCUGCAAUCUGAACUAAAGAGCAUCAAGAGAAGGAAAGGGAUCUAUCCCUGUUCUAAAUGCGAGUAUUCCGCAAAGAAUAAGCCUAUCUGAAAACACCUUAAGAGCAAGCACGAAGGUAUCAGACAUCGUGUUCUAAGUGUGAGUAUGCAGCAACUACACCAAGCUCCCUGAAGGUUCAUGUCAAAAGUAAACAUUAAGGAUUGAAAUACCAUUGCUCUAAAUGUGAUCAUGCUUAACUACAGUCAUCAGUCAUCUGAGAAAACAUGGUGAAAAUAAACACGAUGAAAGAGUUAUUUCAGUAAGUAGAUAUCAAUGGUCUUUAUGUGAGGAUGCUGCAACUAGAAUAGAUGGCCUAAAUAGACACAUUGAAUACAAACAUAAAGGAUUCAAAUAUCCCUGUACUAAAUGUUUGUGUGCGGCACCUACACCAAGUGCUCUAUAAAGACAUAUUGAAAAUAUGCAUGAUGAAGUGAGAUAUCCUUGCAAUAAAUGUGAUUAUGCUGUAAGUACAGCAAGUUAUUUGAAUAAGCAUGUGAAAACGAAACAUUCAAAAAGCUAAAACGUUGAAAAAUGUUCUAAAACAUUUUAACGACUAGACUUUACAAACGUUGCUUUCUAGUUACAAAAAAUCUUUAAUUCAUGGAGUCUUGUUUUGUGACUGGAAACAAAUCUUCCCUAUGAUCUGAAAACGUUUUUUGAAUACAAACAAACAACCACGAGAUAAAAGCAAAGAAACAAUUUAUUUAAAGAAGGUUUAAGUAAUUAUUAUGUUUUUUAUUUCCGCCCAGGGUAUGCAUUUGAGCAAGCUUUUAUACGAUUUUUUUUUAUUAAUGGUGAUUAUUUCCAUUCGCGAUCUCAGGAGUGGGUCAUAAUUUGCCUUGUUACUGCCUCAUUAUUUGUGUGUCUGCAUAAUUGCGCUCGCCUUUCAAUUUUUUUUAUAUUCACGUAAAAUGCAAUCUUACUUCAGGGACGUCAAAUUGUAUUCUUAAUUUAUUUCAAAUCUCUCAAUAAUAUUCUUGAAAUUUUUCAGACAAAAUGGCAGAGAACAUAAUUGAAAAAAAAGUGUUCAUGAAGGAAGACAUUUCUGCUGUUGAUUCACGUCCUGAAGAGAAUAAAUGUACUGCAGAGAAAACAUGUACUGUAGAGGAUACAUGUACAAUAUAUCUGAAAGAUAAAAAUGCCAAGGAAGAAGAUGUAAAAGAAGGUGUAGAGGAUACAAGUACCGUUGAGGAUACAUGUACUGAAUUGGAAUUAAGUACUGUAGAAAAUACAUGUACUGAAGAGGAUACAUGUACUGAAGAGGAUGCAUGUACUGAAGAUGAUACAUGUACUGAAGAGGAUACAUGUACUGUACAGGAUACAUGCACUGUACAGGAUACAUGCGCUGUACAGGAUACAUGUACUGUACAGGAUACAUGUACUGUAGAGGAUACAAGUACUGAAUUGGAUACAACUAAUGUAGAGGAUACAAGUACUUUUGAGGAUACUUGCACUGAAGAUGAUACACGUACUGAAGAUGAUAAACGUACUGAAGAUGAUACAAGUAGACUUGACGAUACAAGUGCUGCAGAAGAUACAAGUUCUGUAGAGAAUAAAAUUACUCUAGAGGAUACAUGUACCGUAUAUCUUAGUUAUCACAGGAUUUUUUUUGAUCUAGAUAGAAGAAUGCAUGGACUACGAAUAUGA